AUGGCGGGGUGCGGGUGGCUCUUGUUCGUGGCGGUCGCUCUGUGCUCCGUGCCUCUCUCGGUGCGUGCAGACUGUUGGCUCAUCGAGGGGGAUAAAGGAUAUGUGUGGUUGGCCAUCUGCAGUCAGAACCAGCCUCCCUUUGAGACCAUCCCUCCUCACAUCAACAGCACGGUGCACGAUCUGCGUUUGAACGAUAACAAGCUAAAGGCCGUGCUCUUCGCCUCCAUGUACCGCUUCACAAACCUCACCGACCUGAACCUGACCAAGAACGACAUCAGCUACAUCGAGGACGGAGCCUUCGCCAGCCAGGCCAACUUGCAGAUUCUCCAGUUGGGCUACAAUAAGCUGACUAACCUGACCGAGGGCAUGCUGCGUGGGCUGGGACGACUGCAGUGUCUCUACCUCCAACACAACCUCCUGGAAGUCAUCGCCUCCAAUGCCUUCUGGGAGUGUCCGAGCCUCAGCAGCCUGGAUCUAUCCUCAAACAAGUUCGCUCGCCUGGACCCCACCACCUUUGCCGUGCUUAACCGACUAACCGUGUGCGAGCUAGCGGCUAACCCUUUCCACUGCGGGUGUGACCUCUUCAGCUUCCUCACCUGGUUAGAAGCUUUCAACAAUGUAACACACACUUACGACAGACUCCAAUGCGAAACUCCGAGAGACAUGUUCGGAUACCCGCUCCUGAGUCCGGUCCCGGGACACGGACGGAACGCCAGGACCAUUCUGUCGACAAGAUGCCGCGAUGGCGUAAUCAUACCGGGAAUGCCGUCGCAGCUGCCGGAUUUGGACGGCUCCGGUUUAGGAUUAGACAAUACUGAUCAAGGAUUUUACCACCAGCCGAAUACUUCUUCCACGUCUGACGCUUUGAAUAAAAAUCAGAUCACGAUCAUGACGCAAGCCGUUUCACAGUACUCCGCGUCUCUACGUGUACAGAUCCCCGAGCCGUAUAACAAAAUGUAUGUUCUAUCGCAGUACAACCACACGCUUGUCGCAGAUAAGCCUCUCAGGAAGAAAAGCGAAGUGAUCAUGUUGGAUAAGUUAAAGCCACAUUCAAACUACACUUACUGUGUAGCAUCAGUUAGCAAGACACAGCGUUACAACCACACGUGUAUGUCUUUCACCACACGUGCCGCUGGACCAGAGGAUCAUCGAGCCAGUCCCUCCUCCACCACUCACUACAUCAUGACCAUCCUGGGCUGCCUGUUUGGGAUGCUCCUGGUGCUUGGGUUUGUGUACUACUGCCUUCGCCGCAAGAGGGCGCAAGAAGAGAAGGAGAAGGCCAUCAGUGUCAAGAAGACCAUUCUGGAGAUGAGGUAUGGUCCGGAGGCAGCAGCAGCAGUGUCCAAUGACCCAGCCGCCAUGCAGCGUCUCCAGGACCAGGCCUCCCACCAGCACCACGCGGCCGGGGGAGGGAAGCUGCCUCAGUCUGCCUCUCCUGGCUCCGGCAUGCUCCAAGGAGCACCCAACACCGGCUCAAACCGCCUCUCUACUCUGCCCCAAGGUGAGAAGAUGGCCAGCGCCUUCACUGACUCUCCAGCAGGAGGCGUCGGAGUUGGGAAAGGCAACUACAUGGAUGUGAGGACUGCCGGACUGGUGGGUGAGGUCAGGGAGACGCAAGGGGGCGCUAGUGCAGGGGAGACGGUCGUGGAUAUGCGAAAUGUGGACGAGAAUGAGGCUGACAAUGAUCUGGACGAAGACGCGAAUGGUUCGAAUUCAGAAAUCUCCACAAUCGCAAAAGAAGUGGACAAAGUAAACCAGAUCAUCAAUAACUGCAUUGAUGCUUUGAAACUCGAUGCUUCCGCGAAUGUCCCAACCACAACUGAGAAUAUUCCGAUCCCGCAGCCUCCAAGCUACGCCGCGUCUCAAGCUAGAAACCUGCUCCCGAUGUCGCCCGGGAAUCAAAACGAGAAAAAUAAAGCUCCUUCUCCGAAAGUUCACCCGCACCCUUCCAUGGCUCCUGUUCCACUGGUCAUGCCAUUAUCAGAGCGACCGGGAAUCAGCGGGGGCGGUUUCCUCACUCCUCCGUACCGCGAUCCACCUCCAGCCAACGCGGUCCGGCCGUUACAAAGGCAGUUAAGCGCCGAUGCGAAGGGCAGGCUAGCUAAUCCUGCAAGUAAAAACCCAAGAGGCUACAGCAUGGAGGUGCCAGAUCAACGCGGAGAUCCACCCAAGUACCAGGAGAAGGCAAGCCCGUUAGCUUGUAAGAAAGGCGAACGAGGGUGUAGCGGGAAUGCAGUUAACGGAGGUGGGGUUAGCGUCAACGGAGCUAACAUGGCGUGUAGUAACGGUAAAAGCAGUGUGUGCGGUCCUAAGGUACCCCAAAGUACCGCACAGCAUUUAGAAGUACAACCCGAUUAUCACAGUUCAGAGCACCGGCAUUCUUUCCCGGCGCUGUACUAUGAAAACGCCGACGAUUCGCCAAAUUCGGCACAGAAAGCUAAUUUUCUGAAGCCGCUCGGGCGCUCCAAACGGGAGGCGACUGCAACGUAUUCCCAGCUCUCGCCUUCCCGACAUCACAACUACAACUCCGGCUACUCCUCCAGUCCGGAAUAUUCUUCGGAGAGCACACUUCGGAUUUGGGAGCGGUUUAAACCUUACCGGAAGAACCCGAGGGAGGAGGCGGCUGCGUACAUUGCCGCGGGUCACGCGCUGAGGAAAAAAGUCCAGUUUGCGAAAGAUGAGGACCUCCACGAUAUUUUGGACUAUUGGAAAGGAGUGUCUGCUCAACAAAAGCUGUGA
Periophthalmus magnuspinnatus is the source of this 2739-nucleotide messenger RNA. Its product is annotated as protein phosphatase 1 regulatory subunit 29-like. Gene Ontology annotation, molecular function: protein binding. The transcript is spliced from 5 exons. The coding region runs from base 1 to 2739 and encodes 912 amino acids. Lineage: Eukaryota; Metazoa; Chordata; Actinopteri; Gobiiformes; Gobiidae. Gene Ontology annotation, cellular component: plasma membrane. The record is from RefSeq and is a predicted model, not a curated record.